CGCUGCAGACCUUACGGAUAUAACGUUUCGACGACGAGUCUCGCCUUCGUUAUUAUUUAUUACUGUUGUUGUUGGAUUUUUGUUGAAAGAUAAUUAAACAUGAGCGAAACCGAAGCUCGACCGAGUUUGGACGUCGCUCGUCAGUAUGGUGUGAAAAAAAUUGAGAUUCACCUCGACAAUUCAAAAGGCGUUUAUAUGCGACGCGUAUCAGGAAGAGUGGAUAUUCAGCUUUCAUCGCCAGUUAAUGCCAAAGGUAUACGCGUCACGUGUAAGGGUGAGGCCAAGGUUCAAUUUAGCGAUCGUAGCAUGGGCAUAAGAACGCAAUACUCCAAGGAUGAGCAGUUCGUGAAUCUGACUCCGUACAUAUAUGGCACGGGGCAUGAUCAAAUCGAAGUAACCAGCGGACACUACGACUUUUCGUUGGAAUUGCCGGACAGGAUUCCCUGCAGUUUCGAAGGAUUGUACGGGCGAGUUCGAUAUACGCUGCAAGCGACUCUGCAACUGCUGGAUAAUGGAUGUGCUGUUUGUAGCGAUGUCAAGCCUUUUACUUUGGCAUCGGUUUAUGAUCUGAAUAGCGAGCCGAAGGCAGCGGAGCCGAUCGAAGAAGACCAUUCAAAAACAUUCGUCGGUCAAAAAGAGCCGCUCAAAAUGUCGUUGCAUUUGCCUGUACGCGGCUUUGUGCCGGGGCAAACAGUACCGCUGUUGAUCAAUUUCAAAAACGAAUCCAAUGUACGAAUGAGCAAGAUUCGCAUUGUUAUGAAAAAGGUCGUAACUUAUCGAGCUCACGAGCGCUCCCGGACGCACAAAGAAAUCAUCGUCGAAAUUGAAUUGCCCGUCUCAGAUCGCGAAGAACAAAUCAAGGAAUUUUUCGACAUCCCAGCUAUUCCGCCCAGUAGAAUGGAAUAUUGUUCCAUCAUUGAUUUGCGCUACAGUCUGAAGGUCGAGUCAUGCGUGGAUCUCACCGAAUGGUACUAUCGAAUGCUGCAGAAAAAUCUGAAAAUACGAGCGGAGAUAUUUGUCGGCACCGUGCCACUGAAGGACUACGAGCAAGCUAUUCCGUACGAAGACGAAUCACCGAUGGGCAGUCGAAAGCCAAGCAGCGCGGAUCUCAGAGGACAAAAUUUCGAAGCGAGUCACAUCUACAAAUCUUCGAAACCGGGCCGAGACGAUCCGGCGGCCAGCAAUGCUUUGCCCGACGAUUUUAACUGCGCGCCGUAUAAUCCCAUGUAUCGAGUCUAUCGAUUCGAAAAAUCGUCCGAUCGUUGA
Molecule: messenger RNA, 1266 nt
Organism: Trichogramma pretiosum
Lineage: Eukaryota; Metazoa; Arthropoda; Insecta; Hymenoptera; Trichogrammatidae
Product: arrestin domain-containing protein 17-like
Exons: 6
Coding region: 100-1266 (388 amino acids)
Biological process (GO): protein transport
Cellular component (GO): cytoplasm
Source: RefSeq, a predicted model, not a curated record